Messenger RNA from Sclerotinia borealis F-4128, 1788 nucleotides. The record is from the annotation of a GenBank genome assembly. NCBI's taxonomy places the organism in Eukaryota, Fungi, Ascomycota, Leotiomycetes, Helotiales, Sclerotiniaceae.
AUGACCACAAUGGAGAACGAACAUGAAGAACACCGGGCAGAAGAACCGCAAAGGAUAUGGGGCGCAAAGGAUUCUCUGAAGAGGCAUACGAAAGAUCGUAAAUCCAUAAUACCAUCCGGGUCUGAGGAGACUCCUUUGUUGGGCAAUGAUGGAGCACACGAGGGAGAGAGUGAUGAAGGAAGUGAGGAGACAUUAUGGGAAGGGCAUGCGGAUUUUGCGGGAUCAACAUGGUGGCAUAAACCUUCUGUGUACUGGCUUAUAUUUCCCUUCUUCCUAUUUGCUCUUGCAGUCGGCGGAAUCGUUGUACCAAAACUCAAUCUUAUCCUUGACCUCGUAUGUCGAUCAUAUCUCGCAGAGAGAUCUUCUCAAGAUCCGAAUUUUCUUUUCACACCCGUAAUACUUGGUUCCGAUAAUCCACAAUGUCGAAUUCCUGAAGUACAAUCGUUGGUCACCAAGUUUAUACUGACAAUCACAAUCAUCACCGGAAUAAUUAGCGCCAUCAUGUCCCCAGUGCUAGGGGCUUGGUCUGAUAGACAUGGAAGAAAAAAAGUUCUGGCGAUUACGAGUCUAGGUGGUUUCUUGACCGAAAUCAUUACAAUUCUUGCGGGCAAAUAUCCCGAUCUUGUUUCAUAUCAAUGGCUGCUUGCUGGUGCGGUAUUCGAUGGACUUUGUGGCUCUUUUAUUGCGGGAAUGGCACUCACUCAUGCAUAUGCGGCAGAUUGUACCGCACCUCCCAAAAGGGCGGUAGCUUUUGCCUAUUUCCAUGCAUGUUUGUUUUCUGGAAUUGCUCUUGGUCCUCUACUUGCCGCUGCACUACUCCACUUAACUCAUAACUUAGUUAUGAUAUUUUAUGUCGCACUUGGUAUACACACUUUCUUCAUUCUUUUCUUACUACUAGUAGUACCAGAAUCACUCACCCAGAAACGUCAAGAGGUCGCUCGCGAAAAGCAUGCUGCUAAAGGCCUUCUUACAGCCAAUCAAACCUGGCUGGGGACUUUAAAAAGUACAAAUCCUCUUGCCCCUCUCAAAGUUUUGUGGCCAACUGGUGGGGGAAAUACAAAACAAGUUCGCGCGAAUCUUGUUCUACUUGCAACCGUGGAUACUAUCAUCUUCGGCGUCGCUAUGGGAGUGAUGACUGUCAUUGUUUAUUAUUCAGGCUAUCAGCUUGGAUGGCAAACCUCCGAGACAAGUCUUUACGUGUCAGUUGUUAACAGUACUCGAGUAUUCACACUCGUUGUUAUCCUUCCUAUUUUCAAUUACCUCGUCCGGACUAUACCUCGCAACAGACAGCGCAGAGAAUCAGGACUCGACAUCCCAGAACGCCAUUUGGGUGCUGAUUCAAUUGAUUUGCUCGUUAUUCGACUUUCUAUUCUCUUUGAGAUUAUUGGAUAUCUAGGAUUCACAGUAACCCGUAGCGGUCCACUGUUUGUGGUAUCUGGAAUCAUGGCUUCGAUGGGUGGUGUAGGUUCUCCGACAUUACAAUCCGCAUUAACCAAACACGUACCCCACGAUCAAAUAGGACAACUUCUAGGAGCUACAGGCCUCUUACACGCGUUGGCCAGAGUCAUUUGCCCUACGAUUUUCAAUCUAAUCUACGCUCAAACUGUUGCUACCUACCCGCAAGCAGUCUUCUUGGUUUUAACGGCAUGUUUUGUCUUGGCAUUUAAUUUUAGUUGGUUUAUUCGACCAAAUGUCUCUCUUGAAAAUUCCACGCAGAAAAGACCAAGUUUACAAGAAGUCAACAAUAAUCCAGAUGUCCUUGUUGAUGAGCAGAUUGCUGGUGUCUGA